UAUUGGGCGAACGAUUUUGCGAAUCUAAAUUGGACGAGCGGCGCAGGGGGGCAGUAUAAGGUAGAUUGGAACAACGGCUUUGGAGGAGAUUUUGUGGUUGGAAAAGGUUACAGGCCAGGGGGUAACAUCUUAUUCAAUUACUCAGGAUCUUUUGAGGUCUCUGGUAAUGCAUACCUUUCCCUCUAUGGAUGGACCACCAACCCGCUUGUCGAGUACUAUGUGAUUGAGUCGAUGGGCAGUCAUAAUCCUUCGGACAAUGCCAGUGCGACUCGAUACGGUAUGGUUGAAACCGAUGGUGGAAGCUAUGAAAUCUGGUCAAAGAUACGGACAAAUGCCCCCUCUAUAAUCGGUACUGCGACUUUUCCUCAAUAUUGGUCGAUCCGGACAAAGAUGAGGUGUGGAGGCACCAUCAACACUAGCAACCACUUCAAGGCGUGGGAGUCCGUUGGAUUGGAGUUGGGCGAUCAGAACUAUAUGGUAAUAGGUAUCGAGGGACAGCUGGGCCGCGGUAAGGCAGAUAUUACGGUUGGC
This is a messenger RNA of Truncatella angustata, 531 nucleotides long. Its product is annotated as family 11 xylanase in complex with inhibitor. The annotation marks the transcript as partial. The transcript is spliced from 2 exons. Gene Ontology annotation, biological process: xylan catabolic process. NCBI's taxonomy places the organism in Eukaryota, Fungi, Ascomycota, Sordariomycetes, Amphisphaeriales, Sporocadaceae. The record is from RefSeq and is a predicted model, not a curated record. Gene Ontology annotation, molecular function: hydrolase activity, hydrolyzing O-glycosyl compounds.